This is a messenger RNA of Phaeodactylum tricornutum CCAP 1055/1, 4290 nucleotides long. RefSeq lists its product with no specific name. The record is from RefSeq and is a predicted model, not a curated record. Gene Ontology annotation, molecular function: ATP hydrolysis activity; ABC-type transporter activity; ATP binding. Gene Ontology annotation, cellular component: membrane. NCBI's taxonomy places the organism in Eukaryota, Bacillariophyta, Bacillariophyceae, Surirellales, Neidiaceae. The transcript has 4 exons. The annotation marks the transcript as partial.
AAUUUUGAUUUUCUCUAUGACACAGCUGGAAACCUUGUGAUUCUAGGCAGCUUCCCCAUAAUUCGUCCGUAUUGGAUUUCAUCCAUUUUGUGCGAAGACAUAGUGAAAAGAAAAGAAGAAGCUCACUGGCGACCGUGGAUCUCCCAGGGAUCGGGAAAGGUCGACGCUUGCCUAGACGGAACCUGAUAAAUGGCGACUUUUCAAAAUGACACUCAAAGCGAGAAAGAAGUCUCGAGCAUUCCGUGCUCCUCUCAGGCCUCCAUUGACAUCGUCACGCCCGUAACUUCGAGUCGACAAGGUCGACCUUCUUACAUGCGGAGCAUUAUUCAGAAGCGUCAUUCGGAGCUUCGUUUUGUGCUCGGCGAACACUAUGACGAAGAAGCCCUGAUCGACGACGAGGCACCCGAUUUUGAAGAUCCAGCGGAACCUAUCACGAACGAUCCGCGUUUGGAAGGAGAAUUUGAUCCAGACGACAGUCCUAGACGACGUCGACAAAUGCUUCAUAGAGUUUCGGUACAAGCAGUGACGGAUCCCAAGCAACUGGUGCAGGUCAAAAUAAAGGACCUGUGUUACUUCGUGGCGGUCCAGACGGAUGCGCCUACCAAGCAAACCGUAUUAAAUCAGUCUCUUUGCUACUUUACGUACGAGUUCUUUGCGCGGUUGCGCAAUUUAGCUUGUCGUCCACACGACGAAGUACAACGCAAGUAUGUGGCCCGGCAAGCCUCGGAUCUAUUCCUACCCUACACGAAAAAGCCCAUCUUGCAGAACGUGAACCUAAUUUUUCAACCAGGUAAGACAUAUCUCGUCUUGGGACCGCCACAGUCCGGGAAAACAACCUUGCUCAAGGCCAUUUCUGGACGCCUUCCGCAUACCGUAGAUCUACACGGUGAACCCAUUAAGAGCAAGCCUCAUCGAUCCGGGCGUAUCGAAUACAACGGUAUUGCAAUCGAGGUAGUGUUGCCCAAUGUUGUUUCUUUCGUCGGGCAGCUUGACGUGCACGCACCCUACUUGACCGUCAAGGAGACGUUCGAUUUUGCAUUUCGGUCACGCAAUGGUGAUCCGACGGAAGCUUCACCAUGUAAAGUUCCCUCCCCUGACGGUACCAAGACUGAAAACCUAACAAUUGCUGGUCUCGGGCUAGGCCAUGUACAAGACACCUUUGUAGGGAACUCGGAGGUUCGUGGUGUAUCGGGAGGACAGCGCCGUCGCGUAACGAUUGGCGAAAUGAUGCAAGGAGAUACCCCGGUCGCUUGUGCUGACGAAAUUUCGACCGGUCUUGACGCGGCAGUGACGUACGAUAUUUGCAAGUCCAUCGUUGAUUUUAGCAAGGCGGCCAAAACUACUCGUGUUGUAUCGCUCUUACAACCGGGACCGGAAACAUUUGCCUUGUUUGAUGAGGUAAUUGUUCUUUCAGAAGGCAAUUGCGUUUACGCAGGCCCGAUCAGUGAUGUCAUUGGGUAUUUUGAUUCGCUGGGUUAUGCUCUCCCCGCGACAGUGGACGCAGCUGACUUUUUGCAGUCCGUGACAACACCGGAUGGAGCGCUCUUGUUCGACCCCGACCGAUCGUCCUACACUCAACACUUGAGCUCUGAACAGUUUGCUACUGCAUUUGCAUCCAGUGAUCAUGGAAAACGAAUUGAGAGUUUGCUUGAAAAUCCUUCGCCACAUGACUGGCUACUCGCGAAAGGCAAUGACAUAGAAACGACAGGUGGCACUCACCCAAAAGUGUCUGGCGUCCACACCAAUAUUCCUGAGCGCUUUCGGAACAGCUUUCAAAACUCAUGGAUUCGAUCCUUCCAGCUCAACUUCAAUCGCCACCUGUUGUUGUGGUGGCGUGACAAGGGCUUUAUUAUCGGUAAGACAUUCGAGAACAUGGGGAUGGCCGUUGCUACCGGGGGCAUUCUUUUUGGACAAGCAAAUCUCCCCAGAGACCUAAGAAAUGGCUUUAUAUCGGGGGAGGCGGACGCCCAGGCGCUGCAAGAAGUGGUGGACGGAGUUUUCUCUGCUCUCUUUAUGACAUAUGGACGUCCGAUUCACUAUAAGCAUGCAGACGCCAACUUCUAUCAAACGGCAGCUUUUGCCAUUGGCCGCACUAUUUCCACGUUGCCACAACGCGCAAUAGAAAUUGUGGCCUUUGGCAUUCCGGUUUACUGGAUGGUUGGGCUUGAUGCGUCCGCUAAAAGCUUCUUCAUCUAUCUUGCCGUUGUCCUGAGUUACACGUUCACCUUGAAGAUUAUGUACGGUAUCAUUGCUCAGAUUCUUCCGAACAAGCAGAACGUUUUGAGCUUUGGGACUUUUCUGGUUUUAGUUUUCUCGCUGUUCGGUGGUUUUAUUGUAUAUCCGACCGAGAUCCCAUGGUAUUUUACAUGGAUUCGAUACCUUAAUCCCAUGGCUUGGGCGCUACAAGCUGUCUUGAUCAACGAAUUUACAAGUCAAAAGUACCCCGAUGAUAUUAGCCUCAGUGUUCUGAGAUCUCGGGGCUUCGAGACAUCUCGUGACUGGAUAGGAUAUACGUUCGUCUUCCUUUUUGGCUACGUUGUUUUUUGGAAUGCACUUCUCGCACUGGUGCUUCGUGUGGUUCGAAUAGAACCAAAAAAGGCAGGGAGCCCGAUGCCGCUCUCACAAGAAUCGCAACCAAAAAUCCUCGAGGAUUUCAACCUCCCCUUUACUCCAGUUGAUUUAGCUUUCGAGGAUAUGACUUAUGAGGUGAAGCCUUCAACAGGUGACGGUAGCUUGCGUCUAUUGAACAAAGUCAACGGCAUUUUUCGGUCAGGGCGUCUCGUUGCGUUGAUGGGUAGCAGCGGUGCUGGGAAAACCACUUUGAUGGACGUGAUUGCAUUGCGCAAAACCUCUGGCACCCUUUCCGGGGAUGUCCGCAUGAAUGGAUUCCCGCAAGAAAGAACUUCUUUCCUCCGCAGUUCCGGGUAUGUAGAACAGUUUGAUGUGCAGCAAGCUGAACUGACUGUAAGGGAAACAGUCGUAUUUUCGGCCCGACUUCGGCUAAGCCGAAACAAUCCAGUUACUGGGACAGACGCAGGUCGUAUGAAGUUUGUUGACUAUGUUCUGGACGCCAUGGAGCUGACCAACAUUUCGCACCUUCAAGUUGGAAGCUACGAGGAAGGCGGACUUUCAUUCGAACAGCGAAAGCGCCUGGCCAUCGCGGUGGAGUUAGCUGCUUCGCCCUCGGUGAUCUUUCUGGACGAACCGACAUCUGGCUUGGACGCACGGGGCGCUCUCGUAAUUAUGCGUGCAAUGAAGAGAAUUGCCGAUACUGGUCGCACGGUGGUUUCCACAAUUCACCAACCCAGUUCUGCAGUGUUUGAAAUGUUUGAUGAUUUACUGCUUUUGCAGCGGGGUGGGGAGGUUGUAUUUUUCGGCGAACUUGGGAAAGAGAGCUGCGAGCUUGUGGAAUACUUUGAAUCAAACGGUGCAGAUCCGAUCCAAUACGGUGAGAAUCCAGCGGCGUGGAUGCUCCGUGCGUACACCCGCGAGGCGAAUGAUUUCGACUGGAAGGAAGCUUUCGAACAAUCCAGACAAUUCGCUACUCUCAAAGAAUCGCUGGCUGCGUUGAAAGAAUCGCCGGACGAUUCCAAGAAGAUUGUCUACGAACACAUAUUUGCCUCUAGCAAUCAGACCCAGCACACUUUGAUGAUGCGCCGUAUUUUUCGAAUCAUGAUGAGAUCUCCCUCGUACAACUUGGCUCGACUAAUGAUUGCUAUAUUCUACUCGCUACUGAUCGGCACUGUGUUCGUACGCUCGAAAAGCACGAACAAAGUGUUUCGUCAGUAUCAGGUAGACGGGGUUCUUUCCACAAUAUUUCUGGCCCUCAUCAUAAUUGGAGUGGUGUCCAUUAGCAUGUCGGUUCCGGUGAUGAAACAGAUCCGGGACGUCUUUUACAAGCAUCGGGCUUCGGGUAUGUUGUCCCACAACUCUGUGACCUUGGCGGUAACCUUGGGUGAAUUACCGUACAUUAUAACGGUGUCCGCUAUUUUCAGUGCUGUCUACUACAGUUUGGUUGGGCUUUUCGGCACCGCCGACAAGUGGUUGUACUUUUUUCUCUUUUUCGGUCUGAACGUCGCGACAUACACUUACUUUGGACAAGCCUUUAUUUGCUUAGUCAAGGAUAUACCCACGGCGGGUGCCUUGGUGGGGGCUCUCAUCGGCUACAACGUGUUCUUUUCUGGCCUGGUGGUUCGUCCGCAGUACUUUUCCGGUCCGUUCCAGUUGGGGUACUGGACGGCUCCGGGUCGCUUUGCCUUCGAAGGCAUCGUCACGACGCAAUUCAAAGAC